Molecule: messenger RNA, 1887 nt
Organism: Lagopus muta (rock ptarmigan)
Lineage: Eukaryota; Metazoa; Chordata; Aves; Galliformes; Phasianidae
Gene: B4GALT4
Product: beta-1,4-galactosyltransferase 4
Exons: 7
Coding region: 299-1372 (357 amino acids)
Biological process (GO): carbohydrate metabolic process
Molecular function (GO): glycosyltransferase activity
Source: RefSeq, a predicted model, not a curated record
GGCGGCCCGCCCCCCGGCACGCGCCGGCGGGCAGCGGCAGUGCGCGUGCGCGCGGGGGGCGCCGGUGGCUGAGCGACCAGGGGGAGGUUAAGUGAUGUUUUCUGAUACUCAAAGAACAAUCAGCACUGCAAUUCCAUGAAUCACAGAACCACAAGAAGUGCAGCUGCCCUCCCUACUUCCAGUUUCCCUUCUUUACUGUAACCUUCCUAGGACCUUUGGCUUCUUCCCUACUGAGUGCACAGUGGGGGGACCCACUGUGGAAUUUGGGGGAGGAAGCACUUUGCUGAUCGGGGGAGCAAUGGCCUUAAGCUUGUAUGUAUUUCCCUUCUUCAAUAAGUUCAGAGUGCUCCUGCUUGUCACUUUGUGUUUGAUGGUGCUAUGGGCUGUGUUCAGUUGCUUUGUGGAUUCUGGACAGACUAUUCCUAAACUUAAGAGUGUGGGGAAGCAUUUUGGAAAAAUCAUCAGCCUGGAGGAGGAAGAGGACAGUCAGAAGGAAGAAAAGAUGAAGUUAACUGAAGAAGUUCCUGCAACAAAGCCACCUCAGGGUCCCUGUCCAGCUCUGUCUCCAUAUCUGCGAGGUACCAGCAAACUGACCUUCAGUCCAUCUCUCACACUAGAAGAAGUACAAAAGGAGAACCCUCAGGUGGCCGAGGGCCGAUAUCACCCUGCAGAGUGUUCAGCAUUGCAGCGUGUGGCCAUCCUCAUCCCGCACCGCAAGCGUGAGAGGCAUCUGCUCUACCUCCUGGAGCACCUGCACCCAUUCCUGCAGAGGCAGCAGCUGGAUUAUGGCAUCUACGUUAUCCACCAGGCUGGCAGCACCACAUUUAAUCGAGCAAAACUGCUGAAUGUGGGAUACUUAGAGGCUCUAAAAGAAGAGAACUGGGACUGUUUCAUUUUCCAUGAUGUGGAUCUGGUGCCAGAGAAUGACUUCAAUAUUUACAUGUGUGACAGACAACCAAAGCACCUUGUAGUUGGCCGGAACAGUACUGGAUACAGGUUACGUUACCAGGGAUAUUUUGGAGGUGUAACAGCUCUAACAAGAGACCAGUUUUCCAAGGUGAAUGGAUUCUCUAACAACUAUUGGGGUUGGGGUGGAGAAGAUGACGACCUUCGAAUCAGGGUUGAGAUGCAGAAGAUGCGAGUGAUGAGGCCAGCUGCUGAUGUAGCCAGGUACACUAUGAUCUCCCACAACCGUGACCUUGGCAAUGAGGAGAACAGCCAGAGGAUGAAGCUUCUGCGCCAGGUAUCUAAAACGUGGAAAACAGAUGGGUUGAAUUCCUGUUCCUAUAGACUGCUGUCAGUGGAACAUAACCCUUUAUACAUCAACAUCACGGUAGAUUUCAGCGCGCAGACAAAGACCUCAAAGGGGUGAACACCACACAGGUUUGAGGAAAUGGCAAUGGAUACCGUUUGUGGUUGGUGGUACAGCAGAUGACUUGCAGCACUCUGCUCAAAGGAGUACCUCAGCAGCACAGAAGAAUGUUUUUCUGCAUGGCAUCUAAUUGAUCAGCAGAGAAGCUCAUUUUCUGAGGACUGGAGACAUGAAACUGACCCACAGGCAGGUCCUGGUGUUCUUCUAUGCACUUUCUGCUGAGAUGUUUGUAAGCUUCUGUGUUUGGGCUGGUCCAGUAGAAGGUCUUAAGUCUCCUGAAAAAAAUAUUUCUUAAAGCUAUUCCUAAACUUCCGGUUUGAAGUAGGAAGGUGACACUACCAAGACUUUAAAAGGAGGAGGACAGUCUUUUCCCCUUAAAAGCACAAGAGUUUUCUACCAUCUAUAAACUUGUUGAGAAAAGCUCAUUUAUUCCAGCCUGAAGAAAAACUGCUUUAGGGGUGGAAACAGCAAUGAUGAAAAUAGGGAAGAAAUGUUAAAGAUCUCUCAAUAAAAUA